GAAAAAGUGUAUCAUAUGCUCAACUAUUGGUCAAUCUAUAUAAGAAAAUUUUAUUCAAGUUUUAUGUUUUUAAUUAUUUUUAUUUGAAUUGUAUAUUUUUAUAUAGUUGUUAGCAAAUUAACUCAAAAUGCCGAUCUCGUGUCGAUAUUAUAAGGAUAAGUUUCCGGAGGUUGAAGAUGUUGUCAUGGUGAAUGUACGAUCCAUCGCAGAGAUGGGAGCUUACGUUAAAUUGCUUGAAUACAAUAACAUUGAAGGAAUGAUAUUGCUUAGUGAAUUGUCAAGACGUCGUAUUCGAUCUAUCAAUAAGUUGAUUCGUGUCGGUCGUGAUGAAUGUGUCGUUGUUAUAAGAGUAGAUAAAGAAAAAGGUUACAUUGAUUUAUCAAAAAGAAGAGUUUCACAAGAAGAAGCAAAAAAAUGUGAAAAUAAGUAUUCAAAAGCAAAAUGUGUUUACAGCAUUCUUCGUCAUACUGCUGAACUUCUAGGUUUUCAGACUGAUGAAGAUUUUGAAGAUUUAUUUGACCGAACAGCCUGGGCGUUGGAUACAAAAUAUAAGAGACCAACUGAAAAAUAUCCCGCUUCAUAUGAUCUAUUUAAGAGAGCUAUAGAUGAACCACAAGUUCUUGAUGAACUCCAAUUAUCAGAAGAAGAGAAAUCAGUUUUGAUGAAAAAUAUUAGGAGAAGGUUGACUCCGCAGGCAAUGAAAAUUCGAUCAGAUGUUGAAGUAUCUUGCUAUACAUAUGAAGGAGUAGAUGCAGUGAAAAAUGCUCUUUUGAAAGGAAUUGAUUGUUCUACUGAAGAACAUAAAAUCAAAAUCAAUUUGAUUGCUCCACCUGUCUAUGUGCUGACAACCCAAUCUUUGGAUCGACAAGUAGGUCUGAAUGCAUUGCAAGAUUGCUUGAAUGAGAUUGAGAAAACUAUAAAAGAAUCGGGUGGCAAUUUCAAAGUUAAAAUGGAGCCUAAAGUAGUAACUGAUAUGGAUGACGCUGAGCUUCAAAAGGAACUUGAAAAAUUAGCUUUAAUGAAUGAAGAAGUUGACGGCGAUGAUGAACCAGAUGAAUAUGAUGACUGAUACAUUCAUGAAUAACAGUCCCACUCUGUUCACAUGAUACUUGCAUACAUAUUAGGCUGGUGGGUUUCAGAGUUUAACUUUAUUUCCACAAUCUCAUCUGAUACGUACAAAGAAAAGGAAAGUUGUAAAAGAGUAUUGAAUUAUGUAAAUACACAAAUACAGCAUUGUAAAAUUUGCUGAUUUAAAUAGUGAGUCUAAAAUUGUGGUCCUAACUUGUAUUGCUGCUGUAAUUUUGCUUUUAAAGUACUUCAAAAUUGUUGCGUUUAUUCAUCAGUAUAGGCAAUCAUGUUGAGGUAAUCUGUUCGUAUUGUUUAUAAAUUUGGUUGCCGGAUAUUUAAUUAUUUUUGAGACAUUGUUGGAACUAAAAGAUAUUCUCUAACAAUGGUGUGAUACAAGGAAGAUCCUGCGAAUUUGUGUUAAUUUCAUCCGGUGUUUGAGUGAUAAUAUGGUUUUGUUUCUGACUGGAAUCUAAGAUGUCGGUAUUGCUUGAUAGUAACAGAAUAAAAAACAAAUGUAAAUGCACUU
Styela clava is the source of this 1594-nucleotide messenger RNA. Its product is annotated as eukaryotic translation initiation factor 2 subunit 1-like. Gene Ontology annotation, molecular function: translation initiation factor activity; RNA binding; ribosome binding. Gene Ontology annotation, biological process: translational initiation. Gene Ontology annotation, cellular component: eukaryotic translation initiation factor 2 complex; eukaryotic 48S preinitiation complex. Lineage: Eukaryota; Metazoa; Chordata; Ascidiacea; Stolidobranchia; Styelidae. The record is from RefSeq and is a predicted model, not a curated record.